UCCCGACCACCAUGUGGCAACGACGAUGUGGCGCGCUGGGCGACGUGCUGGGGCGUACGGCCUUGCGGAGGCGUCGGUGCCGUUCAGCGUGGGCUCAAGCACUGUCAUGGGCCGAUAGAGACGAUGGUUGUAGGCGGGAAGCGAAGUCGAUGCCUGCGGGUGGGGAUACGGCCAGAGGCCGCCUGCAGCGCUGGAGACGCUUGCUUGACGACGAGGCACUUUGGGAGGAUCUCGGCUUUCACAAACUCUCAAAUUGUGAAGCUAGGCGCCAAUGGACGCGCAUCGGAGUCCCAACUGCUUCAAGUGGAUCCGUCGCAGAAUAACCCUGCGACAGAAUCACCUCUAUCGGUGUUCGAUCCCGCCGAACUUCAUCAUCGUCCGCGUCAAUAUUACCGCUAUUUCACUGCGCGGCGCGCGACCAUGCGCUGUUCUGCGCCGCUGGAUUGUUGGCGUUCCACUACUGACUCCUCGUCAUUGGCUAUCACGGACACAUUCGUCACGGUCCUUGUCUCUAGCUCAGUCAGCCAUCCGACCAACAUGCUGUCCUGGCUGCCUCCUCCGACAGCGAGACACUGGAAAUCAAGCAGCCGCGCCACGCGCGCUGACAUGUGA
Molecule: messenger RNA, 612 nt
Organism: Mycena indigotica
Lineage: Eukaryota; Fungi; Basidiomycota; Agaricomycetes; Agaricales; Mycenaceae
Exons: 2
Coding region: 124-612 (162 amino acids)
Source: RefSeq, a predicted model, not a curated record